Microthlaspi erraticum is the source of this 1011-nucleotide messenger RNA. The record is from the annotation of a GenBank genome assembly. NCBI's taxonomy places the organism in Eukaryota, Viridiplantae, Streptophyta, Magnoliopsida, Brassicales, Brassicaceae.
AUGUCGAGAUUCAGAGACAGGACAGAGGAUUUCAAGGAUUCUGUUCGGAAAGCCGCUGUCUCGAUGGGUUACAACGAGUCUAAAGUGGCGUCAACAAUGGCGUCUUUUAUCAUACAUAAGCCAAAGGAGAGAUCGCCUUUCACGAAAGCUGUUUACUUUACGCUGGAACGCAUCAAGGAGUUGGAUCAGUUUAUGUCCAAGCAUCGAAAAGAUUACGUUGAUCUGCACCGGACUACAGAACAGGAAAAAGAUAGCAUUGAACAAGAAAUAACUGCUUUUAUUAAAGUUUGCAAAGAACAAAUCGAUAGGCUCGAGAACAGCAUUAGAAAUGAAGAAGCAAACUCCAAAGGAUGGCUUGGCCUCUCAGGAGAUAAAUCCAAUGCUGCUACUAUAGCACACAAACAUGGAGUGGUUUUGAUUCUGAGCGAGAAACUUCAUUCGGUCACGGCAAAGUUUGACCAGCUUAGAGCUACUCGGUUCCAAGAUAUUAUCAACAGAGCUAUGCCGAGAAGGAAACCUAAGAGGGUCGCAAAGGAAGCUAAUCCAGUUAAUGCAGCUUUGGCAAAUCCAGAGUCCAGAGAACCAGAUGAAAUUCAGGCUCAGCCUCGUAGACUACAACAGCAACUUCUAGACGAUGAAACACAAGCCCUUCAGGUAGAGCUAAGUAAUCUUUUAGAUGGUGCUAGGCAGAUAGAGACUAAGAUAGUGGAGAUGUCUGCUCUGAAUCACUUAAUGGCAACUCAUGUUCUACAACAAGCCCAACAGAUUGAAGUUAUAUUUUACCAGGCGCUUGAGGCAACAAACAACGUGGAGCUUGGAAACAGAGAGCUUUCUCAAGCAAUCCAGCGUAACAGAGGCAGCAGAACCUUUCUCAUGCUGUUUUUCGUCGUCCUUACAUUCUCCGUCUUGUUCUUGGAUUGAGAGAAGAAACGCCUGCAGAGUAGCCAAUUAAGUAUCUGGAUCUCUGUUUCUUCGGGAUUCAAGGGAGAGGCAAAGCUCUUGUCUAAUUGA